Eutrema salsugineum is the source of this 1911-nucleotide messenger RNA. RefSeq lists its product as uncharacterized. NCBI's taxonomy places the organism in Eukaryota, Viridiplantae, Streptophyta, Magnoliopsida, Brassicales, Brassicaceae. Bases 1 to 1911 code for a protein of 636 amino acids. Gene Ontology annotation, molecular function: cysteine-type peptidase activity. The transcript has 6 exons. The record is from RefSeq and is a predicted model, not a curated record. Gene Ontology annotation, biological process: proteolysis.
AUGACUGCACUCGAGGAAGCACUCACACAAGAUGAGUGGGAAGAGAUAAUGAACUCUAAACUGGGAGUGUUCUUGAAGUUCAGUCAGCUGGAUUUCGGUUGGGCAUCUAGACUGGUGCAUUACAUUCUCGGCAUGCAGCUAGUUUGCAAGAAAAAAUUUGAGAUUUGGAGCCUCGUAGGUCUAAUCCCGAUCCGCUUUUCUUUGAAUGAGUUCGAACAUAUUACUGGCUUGAAUUAUGAGGACAACCUCGAUGAUCCGGUGGUUGAGAUAACUGAGGAGCGAUUGGGAGUCAAUCAGGAUUUAGGCCCGAACACUGAAAAUUUGAUAGAAGCUUGUAAGGAAUGCAGGUCGUGGUCUUCCGAGGAUCGGUUGAGGCUGGGAUACCUUAGCAUUUAUGCUAGUUACAUUGAUGCACGAAAGCCAUCUUCGCCUAUUCGGGUUAGGUUGGCAAGGCUUGUGAUGGAUUUAUAUGCAUUUGAAAACUACCUUUGGGGAAGAGUGGCCUUUAAACACCUGAUGCGGUCGGUGAAGGAGAAAGAAAUUUGGAAGUCGUCUUACACCAUUGAAGGGUUUGUUCAAACACGCAUUAACAACUACGUUGUUAAGGACUCCUUCGACAUGUUUCCGCGCUGGGAAGUUGAAGACAAUGAUGAAGAAGACGCGAGGACUGACAACAUCAUCAAAGCGAUGUAUGGUCAUUUUGGCCCUAAACAAUGGAAAUGUGAUAGGAGUCAUUGGCCUCCAACAGGUGUGACGAAGUAUGUCAAGUCCGAAGUGUCUGUCGAUCUGAAGAGGCGAUCAGAAUCAGUUGGUGAUCUAGGAAGUCCGAAGGGUUCUGCCCAGUCUCUGAUCGAACUACUCAACACAAAGCUGGGAAUGGUGGAGCAGAAAUUAGAGGCAGUGAUCCUCCAAGCUGGGACCGGAGGUACAAAGGAGGAUAUGGCUCAGACUGGUGAAGCAGACGCCGAUGGCGCAAAACCCGGUGGUGACGAUCCAACGGACGCGGACGCCGAUCCCAAUAUCGGACAAAAUGAACAAACUGAUGUCCCGAGUGAGAGCGUGAACGAUGGUAAGCAGGGAACUCCAGAGCCAAGCGUCGUUAUGGUUGAUCCAGCAAAAUGCGACAUCGACUUCGAUCAGGUCCAGAGAGAGAAGUGCAAGAAAGGCAGGAAGGCGGCACAACUGGUUGCCCGUGCGAAGAGUGAACGACUGCGAAAGUUGGCUCUUACACAACAAAGCCCUUUCAAACCAAACAGCACAGCAAAGGAAAUCAUCCCAAAAAAAAAUGUCCAAGGGUGCCGAUAUGAUCCGUUUGAUAUGACAGACGUGAAGCAAAAGAUCGGUGUACUCACUGAUUGUCUGAAAAAAGAUCUGAACUAUCCAAAGCGGAUAAAAUGGUCAUCCACAGACUGGUACUACAUUCUAAGAGUCCCUAAAAAAUGGCUAGCAGACACUUACAUGGAAGCUGGGAUUAACCUACUCAGGAUGCGAUUUACAAAGCAUCCUGAGUGGUUUAGGUUGGACAAGAUAACCUUCCUUGACUCUUACUUUGCUACAAUGUGGAGGCACAAGUACCAGGAUUUCGUGGACUCUCACGCCAACCCUGAUGGUUCAGGCAAGCUCCUUCCCGCUGGCUCGUUCGAGUACUACACUGGCGCAGCGCCAACUUACUGCGUUAGUAACAAGACGUGGGGGUAUGAUGUGGAUGACAUGUACUCGAUGUUACACAUCACUGGUGAUCACUGGGUGGCAAUGUGGAUUUCUAUUCCGAUGAAGCAUAUUGUCAUUUGGGACAGCCAUGCGAAUACUCAUGCAUCGGAUCUUCAGAUUGAGGUUGCUGUGACUCCGAUUACCGUCUUGGUUCUUACAUACUCCAUGAAUGUGCCCCUACUGAAGACCGGAUCAAUCUGA